CUCCACGCUUGGUGAGAGCGCGGACGUUUUCCCAGCAGCCCGCGGGGCGAGCUGGUGACCAGGAACCGCGCAAGUUCCGCGUUGGGGAAGCAGAAGCUGCUCUGCAGGAGGAGGAGGAGGAAGGGACCCCAGUCGCACCAUGAACCUGGAGCGCGUUUCCAACGAGGAGAAGCUCAACCUCUGUAGGAAGUACUACUUGGGUGGCUUUGCUCUGUUGCCUUUCCUGUGGCUGGUGAACGUUUUCUGGUUUUUCCGAGAGGCCUUUCUGGUGCCGGCGUACACUGAGCAACUACAAAUAAAGCGCUAUGUCCAGCGUUCAGCCAUGGGGCUUCUUUUCUGGGUGAUCGUGCUCACCACGUGGAUCAGCAUCUUCCAGGCGCGCCGGGCAGAGUGGGGCGAGCUUGGCGACUACCUCUCCUUCACCAUCCCCCUGGGCACUCCAUGACCAAUCCCUCCUCCCUUGAUGUCACCAGCGUGGAGCUUUUAGGGUUGUAUUUUUUUCAAUGGACUCCCUGGGUGGCAUGCUAUUCUCCCCUUUUAUGGAACCAGAGUGGGAUUGUGCCAUGGUGAACUCCGGGGAGGCUGCCUCUCCUUGCAGAAUCCUCUGUUCAGUAUGCCCUGAUCACAACCUGGGGCAGAGGUGAUUAAUAAACCUGGGGUUGCCUACAUCUGCUUGCCCACAGUGUGGUGUUAUCGGGAAGAAGUGAGAAGGAGGAUAAGACCAUUAGAAGAACCUGCCAGAUCAGGCCAGCGGCCCAUCUAGUCUCUCUUAGGCAUUAGCACCAAUGGCAGUCCUUGCCUGCAAUUUUAAACAUCUGUCCUCAGCUGCAUAAAGCAGGGGUACAGUAGAAGGGCAAAAUGAAUUAUUUCUCCGUGGACAUUUGGGCUUUUUAAAAAAAUAUACAUAUCUAAACAUAUAGCAAAAUAAAAAACUUCCUUCCAGUA
Messenger RNA from Podarcis muralis (Common wall lizard), 945 nucleotides. It is a transcript of the gene PSENEN, whose product is annotated as presenilin enhancer, gamma-secretase subunit. Gene Ontology annotation, biological process: Notch receptor processing. Gene Ontology annotation, cellular component: gamma-secretase complex. The record is from RefSeq and is a predicted model, not a curated record. Lineage: Eukaryota; Metazoa; Chordata; Lepidosauria; Squamata; Lacertidae.